UUUCAGGACGCUUGACAAUAUUUAGAGUGCAGUUUUGACAAUGUUGAUCGUCUGCAAGAAAGCUUUCAAAGGAUUGCAUGCAGCUUCUUCAACGUGUAGUAUAUAGUUUCCAUGUGUUAUAUGAAAUUUUUCAUCGCCCCAAAAUGGAGAACAGCCUCUUAAAACGAUGUUACGGAAGGAGCACCUGAUAAACAUUUGUCAUGUUCCGCAUCCUGAACUGCGGAGGCUCGUGACGAACUGUCAAUCUCUGAAGUUUCUGUUUUCGAUGUCACAAGAAGCAGGGGAGUAUCUCACAUGAUUACACCCACCAAUACCCAGCCUCGUCUGUCUGCAAAAACGGGUUAAUUCUUACCCAAACAUGUCAUCACACUAACAUUUAAAGAUCAUACUUACUGGACCUUGUCACUUCAUACUCGCAUAUUAGCUUGUGAAUAAUACUUUCUGUUUUACACAGUGGUAGUUUAAAUUCAAGCCAUUGCGAGAUGAGAAAAAUGCUUCCGGGUGUUGGAGUGUUUGGAACCACAGCAGUAAUUAAAUGUGUUGUACCUAUCCUUAAGAUAUGUGGUUUCAAUGUUGUCGCGCUGUGGGGAUGUACAGUUGAAGAAGCAGACGCCUUAGCAAAGGAACUUGGUAUUCCACACAGCACUAACAAGGUCGAUGAGGUUCUUCUCGACAAAGAUGUCGAUCUGGUUGUCAUCAGUUGUUCACCACAUCUCCAGGCUCCUAUUGUUGUGAAAGCUUUGAGAAUUGGGAAGCAUGUUUUGUGUGGGUCGCCAUUUGGACCAAGCGAAAAGGAAGCUCUUCAUAUGGUCAAUGCAGCUCGGUACUAUCCUCGACUGAUGUCGUUGAUGUGUCAUGGAUUACGAUUUUUACCAAUCGUGUCCAAAAUGAAAACUUAUAUAGAAGAGGGAUAUGUUGGCGAUGUGACAAUAUGUGAAGUUAAGGUGCAUUAUGGGGCAUAUCCAAGGGAGAAGUUUGAUUGGAUGUGUGACGAACUAAUGGGAGGUGGCGUUCUCAAUGCAAUGGGAAGCAAUAUCAUUGACAUUGUCACUUUUCUCACCUCACAGAAAGCGUUACGAGUGCAUGGAAUGCUGAAGACAUACACAAAACAAACUGAGAAGAUUAAGGGUAUUAGAGAAAUUACAAGUGAUGAUUUCUGCACAUUUCAAAUGGAAAUGGAAAAAGGUGCCAGCACAACAGUAACAGUUAACUCUCACAUGCCAGGCCAAUUUACUCAAGAGAUAAUAGUUAUUGGAACGAAGGGGAGAUUGGUUGCAAGAGGUGCAGACCUUUUCGGGCAAAAACAUGACAAACUGAAGGAAGAUCUGUUGCAUUUUGAUCAUGGCAAUAUCAAGGAAGACAAAAAGUUUGGUAUUUCUGAUCAAGCAAAAAAAGAGAUACCCAUUCCUUAUCUGAAGGGAAUGAUUCGUAUGAUUGAAGGGGUUAAAGAUGCUUUUGGAAGGGAGGAAGAACGACAGAGCUGGUGCACAGAACCUCUGCAGCUUGCAGCUACAUUUGAAGAUUCCUUCUACGUGCAGACUGUUGUUGAUGCAGUUCGUCGCUCCAGCAAACAAAAGGAAUGGGUAAAGGUAGUGUUGAUGACCGAAGACCCAGAGCCAAACCCCUAUCUCUCUGCAGCAAUGAGAAGAAGCACAUUCUCAUUACAAUAACUGCACAUGUUUAAGAACAAACUUAACUGAAUCUCUUAUCUUCUGAACAAAAAGUUAAUAUUCAAAUCACUACACAAUGACUUUAAAUCAGAGGGCAUGUUUUUGUGCUAGAUCUCAUUCAUAGAUAUUUUAUGUCUUCAGUGAGGGGCUAGAGCUGUAUUUUUAUGUCAAAACUGUUCUUUCUGAUUUUACAGAGACAUAUAUUCAUCUUUAGAAUUUAAUGCUAUCUCAUGAAGAUUCAGACUAUGGUGUCUACUUAAGAAAUGCAGAAAUGUGUGGUUUUAGUCCAACAUGACCAGAAUUCUUGUGGAUGAUUUUCUUAAUUCAUUCCAUAUAGUUUAUGAUUCAUCACACGCUGUACUGAAUUAUUGUCACAAAUCAUCAGAAAAUUAUGGACAUUAUUGGUUAUGUUUUUAUGGUACAUAUUGAUGUGAUUUCAAGUGCAAAAUAUAUUUAGCCUCUUUGUUCCAAAAUUUUUAACAGCUGAUGCCCUUGUAAACAUAUUCUCAUUUUCUUUCUGUGACACUGACAGAUGUGUAAAAUAUGAAAAAAAUAUGUAUAUUAUUCACUCUUCUCAACCAGUAUGACUGAGACAUUUAAAGAAAUGUGUAACAGGGAAAAUAAUGGCUUGUCUUUUUAGUUAAGUUUCUGAGUAGCUUUAUGAAUUGAAAAACCAUCCUUUCCUAAUUGUGACAUGCUUGUUUUAUGAUUAUAUGGAAAGGUCUUCCUGCAGUUGUUUUUAAUUCCUAAAUGUCCGAAAAUAUUUUUCUUUAUUUAUCAUGUUUGUAUUUUUCAUUAUUUAUCAUGCUAGCUGAAGUGCCAAUAGUUUUGUUUUCAUCAGAAAACAGGUCAUCACAACAUAGGGCAUAUUCACCAAUAUUUGAAACACUUUGCAGGGCUCAAUAUAAGUAUUUAGAACCUGCCACUGUUGCAACCUUAAACUUCAAAAUGCAACUUCAUAUAUAUACCAACUUGCACCCAGUUCAUGUACCGGUAUAUAUAUCUUGCUGUACAAAGAACACAGACUCCAGUGGGAAAACAAUGAUUAGGAACUGGCUUGGAGAAGUGACUCUGAUGACUGCACAGGCAUUUAUUUGAUGGUCAUGUCAUGAAAUUUGGUGAAGUAAGAUGAAAUGAUCUUAUCAGAACCAAAUCAUCAACAUGAACACUCAAGCAUUAUAUAUAAUUUUUGUUGAUUAGCAGGUGCUACCUGUUUUUGUCUGAUGGAACAAGCUUAAGUAAGGUUGCACGGGUGCAAGUAUGUUUCAUGCCCUGCUUUUUUGGGAGAAAAAUGUCUGCAGGAAUGAGGGUCAGAGGUAAUAGAAUGGACAGGGCUGCUGUCAUAUUUAUUUCCCAAGAAUUAACUUCAAGAUUUCUUUUGCGUUUAUGAAGGUAUUUACAUAGAAGAUUUACACAGUAUGUACACCAAAUUUUAUCUUUCUACCUCCAUAAAUGCAAAACAUAUGUCAAUUCUUAAAUGUUUUUUAUAAGUUGACAUUCUCCUUAUUUGAAACAUAAAUACACUAAAUUCAAAUACCUUAACUCGAAAGGUUUGAAAAGUCACAAUUUGUAAAAUGAAUAGAUAACUGGGUGAACUAUGCAAUUCAUUUUAAACUUGACUGAUCAGCUACUUAUGUUAUUUUUAUGUUUCCAAAUAAUUUUAUGUUUUCCAAUUACAUGAGAUUAAUGUAUGGGUAUGCAAUUGGAAAAUGUGGAAGAUUAUGGAUUAGAAAUCUCAUUCCAGUUUCUGGUAUUUUUAAAUAUUUUCAUAAUAAUACUCCUGGUGAUUUCUUCAUUUUAAAUCAAUAUAUUUCAUUGCACUUCUCAGUUUAUGAUUGCCGAAGAGAUGCAAUAACGUUUAAGCCCGAGAAUUUGACAUGAUUGAUAAUUGGAGAACUAAAAGAUCUAUAUUAUCUUACAUCAGAAUCAGGCACACAUGACAAUGUAUAAUAGGUCCAUAUAUGAUAUAUUCAGAGGUCAUAAUACCCCAAUAUAUAUUCAGGGAUUUUUUUUAAGAUGUAGCAUCAUGAUCAUCAUCAUGUGUGUGAUGUGCCGAAUAAUAAAGGCUGGAAGUGAGCAGUUCGAAACUUUUAUCUUAGAUUAAAAUUUAAAUGCCUCAUUUUUUAUUUUGCGAUAACUGGCCUGUUAGUUUUUCUGAUAACAACUUUUCAGUAGAUGUACAACUCCACAGCUCUUAGAGAUAAGAGUUUUCUGCAUGUGUACAGAAUAUUCCAGAUUCCGUUGUGUCUAGGGUCACUUUUAUGAUUGAUCCCAUUAUAAUAUGUCAAUUGAUCAUAUAGUCCCCCAGAUUCCUGGUUAACUAUGAAAAGAUAAUAAAUCUGUUCUUAUCCCGGAGCUCUAAUCAGCAAGCUUUACUUAAAAAAUAAAGAGUAUCAGUGUCAGAUAAAAUUAAACUUUUUUAAAGUAAUAGAAAGAAUGGCUGUUCCUGUUCUAAUCGUUCCUUGAUGUGUUGAUAUUUUUAAAUGUUACUAGUAUUUGUGCAUAUCUCUUUAGGGAAAUGACAACAUUUUGCAUAAAGUUCUCAAGGGUAUGUCUUGGGAUAUAUAUUUUAUGUGUGCUCAGGUUUUUAUCCAACAUCAAAAUUUGAUCUGUUCAGUUGAGAGAUAUUAUUGUGACAUGGACACAAUUACUGAAGGACAUUGUUGUCUGGUCCAGUAACUGAAGCAGACAUCCAGCAUAUCUGGAGUCUCAUUGUCAGUAAUUAUCAGUACUUGUUAGGGGUGAAACGGUAUACUGCGGUAUUAGUAGAACUGCAGUAUUUUGCCUUCAGUUCGGUAUACUGUAAUGCAGUCCAAACAUUCAGUAUUUUCGGUUUUGGUACCGUCAUUUUAUUAACCUUCUUAAACCUUUUCUAAAAUGUCUAGAAAUCGAAUCAUUU
Haliotis rubra (blacklip abalone) is the source of this 4569-nucleotide messenger RNA. Its product is annotated as glucose-fructose oxidoreductase domain-containing protein 1-like. Lineage: Eukaryota; Metazoa; Mollusca; Gastropoda; Lepetellida; Haliotidae. The record is from RefSeq and is a predicted model, not a curated record. Gene Ontology annotation, molecular function: nucleotide binding.